AUGAAACCAUUCACAACUCCCUAUGCGUUUCUCACCAAGCGGCUAAGAGGUCGAGGGGCUAGAUCAGCAUGGAUCGAGUACCUAAUUACAGUUACAUGUGGCAUUGGGAACAUGCUCUUCGGCUAUGAUCAAGGUGUCAUGGGUAGUCUUCUCACGGGCCCAUCAUUCGAAGCGACAUUCCCUUCCAUCUCGCAUGGCAACUCUACCCUCCAAGGUUUCGCGGUGGCGGUCUAUGAACUAGGAUGUGCAGCCGGCGCUUUGACUGUCAUAUUCAGUGGUGACAAAUUCGGCCGAAGGCUGACCGUCAUGGUGGGAGAGCUGAUUAUCAUCUUCGGUGCCAUCCUUCAGGCUUCCUCUUUCAGUUUGGCCCAAUUGAUAGUAGGCCGUAUUGUCGCCGGGUUUGGAAAUGGUAUGGCAGCUGCUAUUCUGCCAACUUGGAAUGGCGAGUGCUCUCGUUCUAAGAACAGAGGUCGAGCCGUCAUGUGGCAACUUAACAUCAACCUGUUCGGGAUUGCCCUAGCAUACUGGGUCGACUAUGGCCUGGCAGCCUCCUCUCUUACCAGUAAUAAUGGUUGGGCAUGGAGGCUGCCACUGGGGCUGCAGUCUGCUUUCUCGGCUGUGACAAUCGUUCUGGCACUCUUUCUUCCCGAAUCCCCGCGGGUUCUGAUGCGCAACGGAAAAGUUGAUGAGGCACGCGACGUUGUUGAUAUGUUGUCGUUAGAAGAAGACCCUGCUACACGCGCUUCUGAAGUUUGCACAAUCGUGUUAUUGAUUGAGAACGCACUCCAAGAAGAUUCCCAAAGUGAUUCCCAUUGGCAGGCUAUCUUCACCCAGGGAAGGCCCCGAUUUUUCCAGCGUCUCAUCUUAUCUGCGUUUGUGAUGUGCAUGUACCAGCUUACUGGCGUCAAUCUUAUCACAUAUUAUGUCCCCGUUAUUUUCCAGAAUACACUGAAGUUCUCCAGGCAUCUCAGUUUGCUGAUGUCCGGCUUUGUCGGCUUGGAGUUUUGGAUUGCGAGCUUCAUUCCAAUACCCCUCAUCGACAGACUUGGGCGUCGGCCCUUACUGCUUUUCGGGGCGGUCGGGCAGUGUGUCAGCAUGGCUGUUCUCGCCGCCACAGUUGCGUAUCCAGGCAAUAAAGCAUGCGGAUACGUGUCCGUAGUUUGUGUUUUCAUCUUCAACACUGUCUGUGCCAUCGGUACCAACGGGCUGGCCUUCUUGCUACCCGUCGAGUUGACUCCGCUGCAAACGCGUGGAACAUCCGUCGCCAUCUCCACCGGCUUUUUCUGGCUCUGCAAUUUCUUUGUUGUUAUGAUAUCUCCAGUGCUCAUCUCUCGCAUUCAGUAUGGUACUUACAUCCUGUGGGCAUGUACGAACUUGUCUUUUAUCCCAGUGACAUACUUUUUCAUUCCGGAAACCUGCAAGGCGUCUCUUGAAGAUAUUGAUGUCUUGUUCGAGAACAAUCCUAAAUGGCUUAUUGGCCCACAGUCCAAGAAGAAGAUGGCCAAAAUCACCGAAGAUGCUUCGGCGCUUACUGACGCUGUUCUACAUGGAAGGAAGGAAAGUGCUCCUACAGUCGACAUGGUUGAAAAUGCAUCUUCCAUAUAA
Molecule: messenger RNA, 1605 nt
Organism: Aspergillus luchuensis
Lineage: Eukaryota; Fungi; Ascomycota; Eurotiomycetes; Eurotiales; Aspergillaceae
Product: sugar porter family MFS transporter
Exons: 10
Coding region: 1-1605 (534 amino acids)
Biological process (GO): transmembrane transport; carbohydrate transport
Cellular component (GO): membrane
Molecular function (GO): carbohydrate:proton symporter activity
Source: RefSeq, a predicted model, not a curated record